UUCCUCCUCCUCUCUCUCUUGUCUGCGUGUCCAUCUCAGAACCCUUCUCCACCAAACCAAACACCAAUACCCCAUUUCAGUUUUGACUUGAAACUCCCUCUCUAGAGCGCCAUGGAUUCCCACAUCCACGGUAGCUCCUUCGUUUCCUUCUUCUUCAUCCUCUCCACUCUCUUCUCACUCUCCUCCGCCGCCGCCGCCGCAUUGCCCCGCAACCCAAAACCCACCUCCCCCAAGUCCAACUCCUCCGCCCAGAUUCACUCCAACUCCGUCCUCGUCGCCCUCCUCGACUCCCACUACACCGAGCUCGCCGAGCUCGUCGAGAAGGCCCUCCUCCUCCAGACCCUCGAGGAAGCCGUCGGCCACCACAACAUCACCAUCUUCGCCCCGAGAAAUGAGGCCCUCGAUCGCCACCUCGACCCCGAAUUCAAGCGCUUCUUGCUCGAGCCCGGCAAUCUCAAGUCCCUCCAGACUCUUCUCAUGUUCCACAUUAUCCCCAAGCGUAUCGGGUCCGACCAAUGGCCCCAAGACUCCGGCUCGGGUCGCCACCGCACCCUCUGUAAAAACGAGCAUCUCCAUUUGUCGAGCAAAGACUCCGGGAACAAGGCCGUGGAUUCCGCCGAGGUUGUCCGGCCCGACGACGUGAUCCGACCCGACGGUCUCAUCCACGGAAUCGAAAGAGUCCUAAUUCCUCUCUCAGUUCAAGAAGACUUCAACCGGAGAAGAAGUCUCCGGUCCAUUUCCGCCGUUAUACCGGAGGGUGCUCCGGAGGUGGAUCCGAGAACCCACCGCCUCAAGAAACCGGCACCCGCGGUACCCGCCGGAGCUCCCCCGGUUCUGCCCAUUUACGACGCUAUGGCGCCGGGUCCUUCUCUAGCUCCGGCGCCGGCGCCCGGACCCGGCGGUCCCCGCCACCACUUCGACGGCGAGAGCCAGGUUAAGGACUUCAUUCAUACUCUUUUGCAUUACGGCGGGUACAACGAAAUGGCCGAUAUCUUAGUCAACCUGACGUCACUGGCGACGGAGAUGGGUCGGUUAGUGUCAGAGGGUUAUGUUCUCACAGUAUUGGCGCCAAACGAUGAAGCCAUGGCGAAGCUGACGACGGACCAGUUGAGCGAGCCGGGUGCGCCGGAGCAGAUUGUGUACUAUCAUAUCAUACCGGAAUAUCAAACGGAGGAGAGUAUGUACAACUCAGUGAGGAGAUUUGGGAAGGUGCAGUAUGAUACACUGAGGUUGCCUCACCGGGUUACGGCCCAGGAGGCUGAUGGGUCGGUGAAAUUCGGGUCGGGUGAUGUGUCGGCGUAUCUUUUCGACCCGGAUAUAUACACUGAUGGUCGGAUUUCGGUGCAAGGCAUUGAUGAGGUUCUGUUUCCGGUUGAAGAGUUAGAAAAGAAAGCAACAACUCAGGUUGUUAAGGCUGCGGCAGUUAAGCCCAGAAGAGGGAAGUUGAUGGAAGUAGCAUGUAGUAUGCUUGGAACUCUUGGGCAGUUCUCUUCUUGCCAAUGAAGCAGUUAUAUGGGAUGCUCUCUCAGUCAGUCCUACUCGAGCCCCCCAAAAAAAAAUUACGGAAAAAGAAAAAUAUAUGUUCAUGUAAACAGUAAUUGAUAAAAUGGUAAAUACAUGGGUUCCCUCCUCCUUCUAUGUUCAUUGUAAUUUGUUCUUUUUUUGAAAAAUCAUGGUUCCACUUUGGGUGAACAGAGAGUUUUGGUCACACAAUGCAGUUUAGGAUGAUGAGGUUGAUGCAUAAUACAGAGAAUUGAUGGAUGUACAAAACAGAAGGGCAUUUUGGUUUUGCAGGAUCAUUUAUUUAGGAAGGUCCAACCAAAAAGAAAUUACAUCCAUUGUUCUCCAAUGAAUCUGUAAUUACAUACGAUUUUUUUUCUCAACUAUUUCAUUGUUUGGAUUUGCUUGCUC
Molecule: messenger RNA, 1911 nt
Organism: Argentina anserina (silverweed cinquefoil)
Lineage: Eukaryota; Viridiplantae; Streptophyta; Magnoliopsida; Rosales; Rosaceae
Product: fasciclin-like arabinogalactan protein 15
Exons: 2
Coding region: 112-1503 (463 amino acids)
Source: RefSeq, a predicted model, not a curated record